CUUAGCCUUUCUUUACUUGUUUUAAAUUAUUAUCAAACAACCUAAGGAACUUCCAUCGACUUAUUAUCUUAUCGGGAUCACAUUCCACUAAUUUUUUUAAAUUUUGAAUUAAUGGUUGUAAUUCUACAUUUUUUUGUGUUCUAAAAGAGCAUUACUUGGCGUUAUAAUAUUUAUAAGCUGCAAAUCUUCCCGGUAAAAAUCAAAUCUCGAUGGUCCGAUCGAUGAUGAUCAUAACUAGUUCAAUAAUCAGGUUUCAGGCAGAACUUCAAGACAUCAAAGUUAUGGCUGGGCGAUAGGAUGUCUUUUCAAUCAAUCGUUACUGUGUUUGAUGAAAAUUAAAUUGUGGAGUUUCCAAGUAUAUUUAUGCAUUUAUUAUUAUUUAUUUAUAUUAUAAAAUAUGCAACAGAUAUUGACGGCAUCGGUGGCAAGUGCCAACCUUUACACGUCGACAAAUUAUACUCGCAAUUAAAUAAUUUAUUAAAAAACAAUGCAUUUAUAAGCGCAUUCGAAUUGCAAUCCUAAACUCAGAAGAAUUUUGCAUUCAAAGCUUUUAGAUGUGUUUUCAUCUGCUACGUGCUUAAACGAAUAGAUUUUGUGGUCACAUAAAGAUAUCGGUCGGAUACAUACAUACGUACUGGUUCUGGUUCUUAAGAUAUUUCGAAGUCAACAACUCGGACUAUUAAUCCCAGGCAGAUAACGAAUAUUACUACUUAAACUUACUUUUAUUUAGAGUGCCCGAAGAAAAGUCGCAUAAGAUGCGUAACAUCGCCGAUUUAUAUUAUGGUCGAGGCAAGGAUGACUUCGGGACGAGUGAAUCGUUUGUGCUGUUAUUUCGUAGUUGGCGUUUACUUGGUUUCAUAACAGCAAAACCGUAUCGAAUCACCAACUUAAUGCUUGUAGUUUUUAUUUGGGCUUGUCUGAUUUUCAGUCCUAUAACCUAUUUUGGGGGUUUAGUAUUAGCUAUGAAAGAGUUACCAAUAACAGUCGUACUUUCAAUACUGGGCGUCGCUAUUAAUUGUCUUGCAUUACCGACGAAGGCGGUUUACAUUAGAGCCAAUUUAUAUCGUUUGUAUGAUGUUGAAACGAUUUUCAAGCGUUUAGAUGCACGUUAUCAAAGACCGCAAGAUCAGUUGCUAAUCAGAGAUUUGGUUAAAUCAUGCACACGAAUCUUCGGUAUCUUCUUCAUUGUCUAUUGGAUAUACGGUAUUGCAAGUGCGUUAGCAGGGCUUUUCGCACAUAAAUAUCCGCAUGACAGUUAUGUACCGUUUAUUGAUUGGAUGCCGAACUCAAAUUUAAAAUUUUGGCUUCACUUUAGCUUCGAGGUGGUCUAUGCACAAAUUAUGUUACAAACAAAUGUGACAAAUGACUCGUUUCCUGCAAUUUAUAUACAUGCCAUUCGUACACAUAUCAAACUCUUGACGGAACGUGUGAGUCGCUUGGGUACGAAUCCCGAUUUAAGUGAACAGGAGAAUUUUGAUGAAUUAGUCGACUGCAUCGUUACCCAUCAGGAAGUAUUAAAGAUUUCCAAGAUCGUUGGCUCGAUACUUUCGCUCACCACGUUCUUUCAGUUUACUGUUUAUGCGGCUAUUGUCUGCAUCUGUAUGCUCAACAUGUUCGUAUUUGGCGAUGCAACGACUAAAUUGGUCACGGUCUCGUAUAUUAUACCAGUAUUAUGGCAGACCAUACCCACCUGUUAUCAAGCUUCGAUGCUUGUGACCGACUGCACUAAAUUACCACUGGCAAUUUUCCAUUCUAACUGGUUGGCAUUGGAUAAACGUUGCCACAAGUUGAUCAUCUAUUUCAUGCAACGCACACAGGACGAGAUCUCUUUCACCGCAAUCAAAAUGUUUCAAAUUAACCUGGGAACUAACUUAUCGAUCGCAAAGUUUUCGUUCACUUUGUAUACCUUCAUAAAUGAAAUGGGAUUUGGUGAGACUCUAAAAGAACGACUGGAGUAAAGGCAACAUUUUAAUAAUUAACGUCUUUGGAACAAAAUAGAGUAGAAAUAUACUCAUCUGUUUCAAAGAUUUGAUUUGUAGUGAGUUCGAAACUAUCUCUCCUCCCGCCCCUGACGUGACGUCACCCAUUUUCUAAUUUUAUGGAUUUAUCAUAAAAUAAAAAAAAAAAACAGUUUCUUCUAUUGAUUCUUAAAUUUAUUGUAUAAUCUUUAAUAAAAUCAACAUUGAGUUAAAUAUUAAAGUACAGAUACAACGGAUGACUAGUCAAGAAAUAAUAGAUACUUAAUUAUGCUAAUUAAAAAUACAAAACUUAAACAUCUUAUGUCCAUGGAUUUUUGACCCAUUUCUUUAUAUCAUUUAUUAUUGGUAAAUCAGGCACUUCAUUUUCGUUCUGAAUUUGGAUGUCAGGAACAUCUUUCCCAUCAACAUCUUCUUCUUCCAUCCAUAAAGCAUCGUCAUCAUUCAUUAAACAGAGAAUCUCUCGGGCACGUCUAGCCGCAAUUCUUUGAGGACGAAUUUUCGCGAUAACAGCUCUUAAUUUUUAUGUGAUUGUUUGUGUUGAUUGGUGGCUUUAUAUGAACAAAAAUAUAGGCCACAUAUGCUACACGAUCUUUUAAAUAAGUAUGACUCGAUACUAGGGUAAUAACUAUCAUAUGGAACUUGUUUAGAUGGGAUGAUGCUUGGAGAUUUAAUAAUAUCUGUAGUAAUAAUGGAGCAAAGUUAGCGUCGUUGUCAUCACUCCAUGUGACGCCAUAACCUUCUGAUGUCUGUUUAAUUAACACAGGUGGUGGGAAA
Molecule: messenger RNA, 2753 nt
Organism: Zeugodacus cucurbitae (melon fly)
Lineage: Eukaryota; Metazoa; Arthropoda; Insecta; Diptera; Tephritidae
Product: odorant receptor 43b-like
Exons: 3
Coding region: 756-1958 (400 amino acids)
Biological process (GO): sensory perception of smell; detection of chemical stimulus involved in sensory perception of smell
Cellular component (GO): plasma membrane
Molecular function (GO): olfactory receptor activity; odorant binding
Source: RefSeq, a predicted model, not a curated record